AUGCUGUGCUUGCCAGAAUUCCUUCAGUUGCUGCUGUUGCUCAAAAUGGGACUGGUAACUAAAGGUGUGGAUGUGUGUCCAUCACAUUGUGACUGUUCUAGUUGGGACCACUUCAAAAUUACCUGCACAGAGAUUCAUUUCAUCCCCAGCCUACCACAAGGCACACAGACUUUGAGGUUUAUGGAAACCCAUCUAAGAAAAAUUCCUAGAGAAGCAUUCUCCAAUCUCCCCAACAUCUCAAGAAUCUAUAUCUCCAUAGAUGCAGCUCUGCAGAUGCUGGAGGCUGAUUCUUUCAACAAUUUAAGCAAAGUCAUCCAUAUAGAAAUUCGAAAUGCUAGAAACCUAAGUUACAUAGAUCCUGAUGCUUUUAAGAAUCUCCCACAGCUAAAAAACCUUGUGAUCUUGAAUACAGGACUCAGGAUUUUUCCUGAACUUACGAAAAUCUACUCAAUGGAUGUGAAUUUUUUACUUGAAAUUGCUGAUAAUCCUCACAUGACUUCAGUGCCUUCCAAUGGAUUCCGUGGGCUGUGUAAUGAAUCCCUUACAUUAAAACUCUACAAUAAUGGCUUCACAAAGAUACCAGCCCAUGCGUUCAAUGGGACAAAGCUGGAUUCUGUGUACCUGCAUAAGAAUAAAUAUCUGCGAGUUAUUGAUGAAGAAGCAUUUAUUGGCGUGCAGAGUGGUCCAUCACUACUUGAUGUCUCCCAGACUGGUAUUGUUACCCUGCCAGCAACAGGGCUUGAAAACCUUAAAGAACUGAUGGCACAAAACACAUGGUCACUGAAGAAAUUCCCUCCCAUGAAAGCUUUUCCUUAUCUUAUUCGAGCGAAACUGUCGUACCCAAGCCACUGUUGUGGGUUCAAGAACUGGAAAAAAGCCAAAGGCAUUCUUGAAUUCCUGUUCUGCAACCAAACUAACAAUCCCAACUUGCGCAAGAGAAGGUCUGCCAGUGCCUCCAGGGUCCCUUUUUACCAAGAUUACACAGAAGAUGAUUCAGAUCAUACUGACGAUGCAUACGACGAGAACAUGAAAUUUAGAGAUUUUCAUGGAAAUCCUCAAUAUUAUGUCUUUUUUGAAGAGCAGGAUUAUAGAGGGGUUGGGUUUGGCGAAGAGCUCAAGAACCUUCAAGAGGAGAACACCCCGGCAUUCGACAACCAUUAUGAUUACUUUAUCUGUGGAGGGAGUGAUGAUAUAGUGUGCACCCCGGAACCUGAUGAAUUCAAUCCCUGUGAAGAUAUAAUGGGAUACAGAUUUCUAAGGAUUGUGGUGUGGUUUGUGAACUUGUUAGCAAUUUUCGGCAAUGCUUUUGUUCUCUUUAUUCUUCUCACCAGCCAUUACAAGCUGACAGUCCCUCGCUUCCUAAUGUGCAACUUGGCCUUUGCUGAUUUCUGCAUGGGAUUAUACCUUCUCCUGAUUGCUUCUGUGGAUCUUUACACUAAGUCAGAGUACUACAACCACGCCAUUGAUUGGCAAACUGGGUCAGGUUGUAAUACUGCCGGCUUCUUCACUGUCUUUGCUAGUGAGCUGUCCGUUUUCACCUUGACUGCCAUCACCUUGGAGCGCUGGUACGCCAUCACCUUUGCCAUGCGGUUGGACAAGAAAAUUCGUCUCUGGCAUGCUUCUAUAACGAUGUUGGGUGGUUGGCUGAUAUGUUUCCUUCUGGCCCUUCUACCGUUGCUUGGAGUCAGCAGUUAUGGAAAAGUCAGCAUCUGUCUUCCCAUGGAUACUGAAACACCUUUGGAUCAAGCCUACAUUGUAAUUGUUUUAGUACUGAACAUCAUUGCUUUUAUCAUUAUUUGUGCCUGUUAUAUAAAAAUCUAUAUCACAGUGAGGAAUCCACAGUACAAGUCAGGGGACAAGGAUACCAUAAUUGCCAAAAGGAUGGCUGUGUUAGUAUUUACGGACUUCCUAUGCAUGGCUCCAAUCUCAUUCUAUGCGUUGUCUGCUAUCAUGAACAAGCCCUUAAUAACUGUGAGCAAUUCAAAAAUCCUGCUGGUUCUUUUCUAUCCACUCAACUCCUGUGCUAACCCAUUCCUUUAUGCUAUCUUCACCAAAGCAUUCAGAAGAGAUGUUUUCAUCUUGCUCAGCAAGUUCGGAUUAUGUGAGCAUCAGGCUCAACUCUACCGGGGCCAGACAGUCUCUCCCAAGAACAACAGUAGCUCUUACAGCCAGAAGGGCAGUCGAGGGAUGGGUCAGAAUCUCACAAACCUACAACAGUGUCAUCCCAGCUUGUCUGAAAACUGCCACCUAGCAGUGAUGCUACAUUCUCAAGGAACCAUGGAAGACAGUAAGCUCACUGUGUUAUAG
Molecule: messenger RNA, 2307 nt
Organism: Eublepharis macularius
Lineage: Eukaryota; Metazoa; Chordata; Lepidosauria; Squamata; Eublepharidae
Gene: TSHR
Product: thyroid stimulating hormone receptor
Exons: 10
Coding region: 1-2307 (768 amino acids)
Biological process (GO): G protein-coupled receptor signaling pathway
Cellular component (GO): membrane
Molecular function (GO): thyroid-stimulating hormone receptor activity
Source: RefSeq, a predicted model, not a curated record